This is a messenger RNA of Vicia faba (fava bean), 1968 nucleotides long. Lineage: Eukaryota; Viridiplantae; Streptophyta; Magnoliopsida; Fabales; Fabaceae. The record is from the annotation of a GenBank genome assembly.
AUGUGCAAAUCUGAAAACCUUUUCAAGUACACUGGAAUGGAUUCCUUGAAAAUGCUCAUUCUAUCUGAUUGCUCAAACAUUUCAAGACUUCCUGAAUUUGGAAAAAAUAUGAUAAGCAUGUCAGUGCUUAAUUUAAUGCAUUGCAAAAAUAUUAUGUGCCUUCCAAACAACAUUAGUAACCUGAAGUCUCUCAAAAUUCUCAAUAUAUCAGGAUGCUCAAAAAUUUGUAGCCUGCCAGACGGUAUAAAGCAAAACACGACUUUGGAGGAUCUUGACUUGAGUAGAACUGCUAUUGGAGAAAUGGAUCCCUCCCUACUUCAAUUAAGGAAUCUCAAAAUAUUAUCUUUAAGUGGAUGUGGUUUGCCAGCUUCUGACUCUAGACGGGACGUGAGUCGGCCAUAUAGGGAUCAGUGGGGGGAUCAGUUCAGGUAUUUCUCAGCUGACACAGGCUUAAUAUUGCAUUCUACUUUCUCAGGUCUUUCCUUAUUAACUGUUUUUGAUUUGAGCUAUUGUAAUAUCACUGAUGAUUCAAUUCCCCAUGACAUUGAUGGCUUAUUAUCACUGGAGAGACUGAUUCUAUCAGGGAAUAAAUUUCUGCACCUACCCACUUGCUACUUUGUUAAACUUUCAAAGCUUCGAUAUCUUGAAUUGGAAGACUGUCCUCAGCUUCAAUAUGAACCAUUGCUUCCACCACAUUUUCUUAAUCUUUCAAAGUUUCACUAUCUUGAAAUGGAAGACUAUCCUCAUCUUCAUUCUAUGGGAUGGCUUUCACCACAUGUAUGCUUUUACUCAAUAGAUACUGAUAGGAAGAAAUCUAAAUUAUUAGAUCCUAAAAAGAUAUGGAAGCUGUUUGAAUCAUUCAACAAAGAACUCUUUCUCUCACCCGUGUUGUUGAUAGAUGAUUACCCUUAUCCUGUGUACACGGAAAUCCCUUCGAGAUUUGAUAAUCAUAAUUUUUUCCCCUUGAGCUCAUCAUAUGUGUCAGAAGCUGACUCAAUUGCAUCAAUAACAGUAAAGAUCCCUACUGGUUUUCGUUCAAAUAAUAGGUGGGCAGUUGUUGUAUUUGUGGCCUUGGAGGAAAUUGAUGAAGGCUUUCAGGCCCGAGUAAAGCUGCUUCACAAUACCAAACCAGAUUUGGAACCUGAAGAUGGCUCAUCCUUAUCUCUCUUCUCUAGUUCAAUAGCAAACAAUAAACUUUACCUGUUCACAAUGGUAAGGAGUGGUGAUUUUAUAUACAUUUGGCGACACAUAAGAGGGGAGGGAACGUCCGAGCUCAGAUCCUUUAGCAAGCAUCGGAAGCCAGAGUUCAGGGAAAACAGUUUGUUGCGUUUUGAAGUGCAAGUGGAAGGGUGCAAGAUAAGGAAGUGUGUAGGGCGUGUGGUUCACAAGGAAGAUUAUCUUGAAGACUUUAAAGAGGUGAACAACGGUGAACUUUCUAUGGAACCUUCAAAUUCCGAGCAUAUCAGUGGUAUGUGUGAAUCAACUGUGGAUGAAUUAAAGGGAGAGAAUGCUACUGCUUUUGAUGUGCAGAACAUAGAAAAAUCUAAUGAAAAUUUCUUUCUCGGAAAAAUGUUUCAGAAUAUUAGACAAGGAAUAGGUUUAAGCAUACUAAUUUUAAUGUCAAUGAUGGUAGCUGCUACAUUAUUCCCUCUGCCUGUGCAAGGUUUCUGCUUUAAAAAGCACACCACAACAAAUGAACUCCAGAGUAAACCAUUUAAAUCACAUCGGGUUUCCCACAAAACUGUAUUGAAGAUUGUCUUUCAAGUGGCUGGUGGGGGGAGGCUGUACUUGUGGCACUUGUGUUGGAAAUUUGAUACUCUAGGACCUGAAGAUAGCCCUUCCUUAUCAAUGUCUGCCAGUUCAACAGCAUAUAGUGAUCUCUACCUCGUCACAAUGGUAGUGAGUGGUGAUUUUACAUACAUAGAGAGACACCGAAGGGAGGACCGAAUCAUCGUAACAGAAAUGUGA